CGCAGGCAGAGAAAGCAGCUGGCUGUCAGUAACAGGGAUAAGAGAAACAGAGGAAGGAUAUACCCGUUGAGAAUCAAAAAUGCAAUGGGAGCUGGUAUGAAAGGACAAUGACAGAAAAAAAAAAGGACAGAGAAAACAGAAAGUUCUUCAACACCGCUGGAGAAAAGUUCUUCUCAAGUAGAAUCACAGAGGAAGACCGAUCUCUUCAACUUACAGUUAUAUAGUCGCGAGAGAGAUGCUGUUGUCAUUCUUGCCUGGUGUCUGGAGGCAAUCAAGGUCUUGUUGGGAGCGAGCACACUGAAGCUGAACCCAACAUGAUAUAGACCUGGUCUUGGGAAGCCUUGAGAAGGGGAAGGGACCAAUUAAAUGUUAAGUGCUGCAAGGUGUGGACUGAGAACAGCAGAAUGUCCUUCAAAGAGUUUCAGAAGGAGCUCAAUGCUAUUGGUUACAAAUUAUGGCUUAAACUCCAGAGACUACCCAAAGCUGACCCACUGGAGAUCGUCUGUUUUUUUAUUAUUAUCUUAUUCAUUGUUACGAUGCUUUCAAUGAUGAUCAUAGCUUGCAGCUUUUGCUGCAGCUGCUUUUACAAUGGAAAACCAAAAGAGAAGGCCAAAAGGAGUGAGGUUCAGCCUGCAGAUGAUUUAUAAAACUGAACUGAAAAAAGAACACUGAAGUUGGGGAAAGACUUGGAAUGACUCCAACAUGGCAUACCAACCCAUGGAACAUAAUGGUAAAUGAGGAGAUAAAAUAAGAGACAGAGAGAGAGAGAAGGAAAAAGAGAUUGAACCUGAACACAGGACUCUGUUUUACGACAAGGCUUUUGAUAUGUUGAAAAUGCACCACUUGCAAUAUUUUUCUCUCUCAACCUAUCAAGGCAAUACAAUUUUUAAAAUUCCACAAAAUUCCAAGUGUAAAAUCUGGGCAAACAUGCAGAGGAAAAUUACACCAGAUUUCAUUUCCACAUUACAGCUGAGGAAGCCCCAGAGAGAUCAAGAUAUGUGCAAGCAUUCAGCAGAAUGAAGUCUGCUCAACCAUUUAAAGCUAAGUUAACCAGAGACACGAUAGCUAAGCAAGUCAUUCAUUCAGAAAACAUGCAGGCUUGACGCUGACAAACGAGUUCAGAGACAGCAAAGAAAAGCAGCAACAAAUUCUCUAUUCUUCCUUCCCUACUAAAUAAAAGAAUAAACAACUGUCAAAGAGAGGACAUAUGCUGUAGCUGCUGUAUACCCAAGGAAAGCCGAAAGGAUACGAUAAUGCUCACAAUGCUGUAUUAUUUCUUGUCUGUAAAAA
This is a messenger RNA of Protobothrops mucrosquamatus (brown spotted pit viper), 1290 nucleotides long. RefSeq names its product small integral membrane protein 5 (gene SMIM5). The record is from RefSeq and is a predicted model, not a curated record. Lineage: Eukaryota; Metazoa; Chordata; Lepidosauria; Squamata; Viperidae. The coding region runs from base 405 to 647 and encodes 80 amino acids. The transcript is spliced from 5 exons.